Mycena citricolor is the source of this 2635-nucleotide messenger RNA. The record is from the annotation of a GenBank genome assembly. Lineage: Eukaryota; Fungi; Basidiomycota; Agaricomycetes; Agaricales; Mycenaceae.
UGACGACUGAUCGCUCGGCAUAUUCUUGCCAAUCUUGUCGUUGAUCUCUACUUUUGAGCCCAAAAGCGACCGCCGAGAGGGAAAAUGUCCUUCCAACACUUUCGCGUGGCAGCAUCAUUGCCCCCUCAUCUGAAUGCCACCAUCCCUAACAACCAGACUUUCGCAACGAAUCAUGUUCCAGUCGACCUCACGCCAUCCAAAAAACGACCCUAUGGCGCUGGAGACUCAGAUGACGGCUACACUCUCUGCUUCGCGAACUUGGAGGAGUUUGAUAAAUGGAGAGAAGAAGAGGAAAUUCAGAAAUCGGUCGAAUUCGUGAAGGGGGAUACACAUGGAAGUAAAGCCGACCCGCCGCGAUUCAAAGAUCAUACAAAACUAGUCUGUGCUCGGCACUCUCGCAGUGGACGUAAGAAGUAUGUCAAGAAGUACCCUGAACGAGUCCGCAAGGUCCCUAGUCGCAAGAUUGAAGGUGACGGAUGCAACGCAUCAAUCAGUUACAAGACCUAUUUCGACACCGAGGAAGUGAGAGUGUGCUAUGUAGACCAGCAUUCUCACGAGAUCGGAUUGGCCAACCUACCUUUCACCCGUCGCGGGCGCAAAGCGACUGUGGAACAAGAGAAGGAGAAGUCGCGCAGUAAUCGCAAGAAAGCUGGUGCUGAAGGGGGUGAAGGGGGAUCUCAAGACGGCGGGGGCCCAGUUGCCAGUGGCUCAGGAGGCAAUCCCGAGCAGUUCACCAAUACCAUCUCCAUGAUCGCACCGCUACCGCCACAGCACGCAAGUUUCCAGCCGCAACCACAACCGCCUCCCCCUGCUGUUCAGUCUGCAAGUGUUCCCCAUUACCCCCAGUUCCAUCACGCACCGCCGCCACCGCCGCAGCCGAUUGCUCCUACAGCCUCUGCCGACCGAUGGGACAAUAUGUCGACGCUCUUCGAAUCUAUCCGAGUCCAUGCGCGCAGCUAUGAUUAUCCCGCGCCGAGUGUUGCUGCUCUGGAGGCGGUGCUGAUCAGACUUUACCUCGAAUCGCCUGUCACCAGUCAGGCAAUCGUGAUGCACAAUCCCAAUAUCCAGCCCAAUCUCGGCGAAGCUGCGUCCGGAUAAUACUCAUGGACUGCUUGAUUCUUUACUGUAAAUUUUUCGUGUACUUACUUGCAUCUUGUACUUCUUGUUCGCUCUGAUUACCGGCCCGGCACCUGAUGACAUCAUCAUAGUUCCCUUGGACAAGUCUAUCACCAUGUCCGCUAUUUCCUUCGCAAAGAAUGCCUUCAAAACGGAGAAGCCGCAUUCCUCGGUCACCGAUUGGGUCGAUAUCCUCACCGCAGACUCGGUGGCAGAUGAGGCAUAUGACGGAAUUCCUGAACUCGUCGAUUCGAUAAGCUUGCAAGGCGGAGGACCUGCGGAGGCAUCUCGAGCUAUUCGGAAGAAGCUCAAACAUGGCCGCCCCCAUCAGCAGUACCGUGCUCUCGUUAUCUUGAAGGCACUGGUCGAAAAUGGCGGGCACAAGUUUCAAACUACGUUUGCGGAUGGGCAGCUGACUGAUGCCUUGAAACACCUUGGGAACGACGCGUACACGGACAAGAAAGUGAAGAAGAAGUUGCUGUUGGUGCUGGCAUCGUGGCAGGAGCAGUUUAAAUCAGAGCCCUCGAUGGCCGGUGUGGCAGGGCUCUACAAGCAAGUGCGACAUGAGCGGAGCGAAAGGGCUGCGUCGAUGGACACGAUGGGAUUGCCGGACGGUGAAGCUUUGGAUCGUGAGGCGCGACGCAAAGCAAAGUUGGAGCGCGAGCAAGCCAAGCUGGACCGUGAGCAAGCGAAGGAGAAGCAAAGACAGGAAGAGGCCGAGAAGCGCAUGAAGGAGGCCGAGGAACGCCGCAAGGAGAAGGAGAGAAAGAACCGGCCCAAGCGGGCACCUUUCGACUUUGAGAAGGAAAAACCGAAAGUGUUGCAUAGCAUCGUUGAAGCGUCACAAGCAUCGAGUAAUCUUGUCAACGCCAUCACACUCGUCAAUCAAGAAAAGGAGAGUUUACCGGAUAAUGCUCGAGUUCAAGAAUGCUUGUCGCAAGCGAAACUGGUUCGCAAAAGUAUCAUCAGAUACAUCCAGCUGGUCGAAAACGAGGAGUUUAUCGGCACCUUGAUUGAGACGAACGACAGGAUCAUCCAAGCUUUGGAGAUGUAUGACAAAUUAUCUGUGCCUCAGGCUCCAGAAGAAGCCGAUGCUUCAGCUGAGAUCACGUCCGGACUAGCGACUGCGCAGAUCAAUUCGUCUGAGACCGAGCUGAAUAAACUGCAAGGCAAGCAGCGGGCCGCCAUUGAACGGGCGAAGCAAAACUCGUUCCGGGGCCAGGACACCAAUGUUCAUCCAGAUCUGCAUGACCUCAGUUUUGGUCCGCUUGGGUCUUCCUCUCAGAACCUACCGACGCCGCUGCGGCCAUCGACGCUUUCCGACGAUGGGGAAGACGCCAAUCCUGCUUAUGACCGGGGUUCGCUUUCUGAUUUCAGCGACUACCAGUCUUCAGACGAAGACUCGCAUCAAGCUGGCCCGUCUCGGGAAUACCGGAACUACGUGACCGUCUCUGUAGACGAUCUCAAUUCCACGCGCCACGCGAACGAGGAUCCAUUCGCAGAUCCAUUCGCGGAUUGA